Lodderomyces beijingensis is the source of this 1530-nucleotide messenger RNA. Lineage: Eukaryota; Fungi; Ascomycota; Pichiomycetes; Serinales; Debaryomycetaceae. The record is from the annotation of a GenBank genome assembly.
AUGUCGAGUUCAUCUAUACAUCAUAGAAAAGGCAGUAUAGUCAUGAAUGGAGAUAUGGAGAGCUCAGAUCGCGAAUCGAGAAUGUUGAAAUCUCUAGAUGUGGAAGAACAUGCAAUUGAACAAGAGCAGCAGCUGUAUACCGAAGCAGAGAAACGCCAAUUGGACAAAUUGUACCGCAAGCUCGAUCUCCGCAUCAUUCCCGCGUUGUGGUGCUUGUAUUUCCUCACUUCGUUCGGGUCGAAUUGCUACGGUUUGACCUUGACUAUGAACGCGGAGACAAAGCACUCGUUGAUUGAUUCGCUUCAACUUACGACCCACGACACGUCGACAGCAUCGGCGUUGUAUUACGUUGGAUACAUCAUUUUUGAUGUGCCUAUGAACUUGAUCAUGACGAAAGUCAGCCCCCAGUCGUGGUUAGCUAGGAUCGUGAUUAGCGUUGGCUUGGUCUACACUUGCUAUUCAGCAGUGGGCAGCGCUGGCGCGUUGAUUGCGUUGAGAUUUAUUAGUGGUACCGUUGGCGCGGGAACGUGGCCGGGCAUGAGCUAUUAUGUGUCGUUGUGGUACCCCAACGAUCGAUCAACGAGACGGAUCGGGUACUACUUCACUGCGGCGCAGAUCUCGGCCGCCGUAGCGGGGUUGGUCAGUGCUGGCUUCCAAAAGAUUGAUGGAAAUCGGGGUUAUUACGGCUGGCAAUGGAUGUACAUGGUUUAUGGUGUCAUUACCAUCACCGUGGGUAUCUCAUUGCUUUGGUGGUUGCCUGAUCGACCAUUCAAGGUGCACGAGGAGUCCAACAAUAAGCUCAUGCAGCUCUAUUCCAAAUACUUCACCCCGAGACAUCCAUUAAAUGACGACGACAGAGAAUUACACAGAAGAGAUUUGGAGCACCGUUAUAAAUUGCUUCAAUGGACAUGGAAAGACGUGGUCAACAUCUUGACCGAUUUGCGAUUGUGGCCCUUGACAAUCAUGUACUUUGGCGUCGUGGGCACUGGGUUCGGACUCGCUGUGUUUGGCACUACAAUCAUCAAAGCCAACGACCCAAGCUUGACCUCGAUCCAAGUGUCAUUGUUGUACGCGCCCAUCUGGUUAUUCGACCUAGCGGGGAUCUUAAUCAUCACCCCCUUUGCAGACAAGUUCAAGCGAUUGCGAGCAUUGACAUUCAGUUUCGCGUGCGUCAUCAUCAUCGUGGGGAUGAUUGUCACCACAUACGCUAAGGGCCCCUGGAAUCGAUACGCUGGAUUAUUGAUCGCUGGGUUUGGGUUGGGGCCCACCGUGCCCAUCUGUAUGUCGUGGUCAGCCGAGAUCUUCCAGCCUCGCUAUGGCGACGUUGGCACCGCGGUGAGCGCGGCCAUUGUGAGCGGAUUGGGCAAUUUGGGCUCGGUCACGGCCACGUAUGCCUUGUAUCGAGGCUGGCCUGCUGAUGCAAAGAGAUUGUACCAGUACUCCAACAUGAUGCUUGUAUUGAUGUUGGGGGUCAGUAUCGUUGCCCUGGGAAUCUGCCACUUGAUCAGAAACAAAGUCCGUCAACAAUGA